AUGACGAAUCUGGAAGUGAACACCUCAUCGUUUAACAUCACCUCUUAUUGUGUGGAAAUUCUAAGAAAGGGUCCACCGGAACCGGCUACUGUCUACUUCUCCGAGGACCUUCAGAUUAUCCUGUGUAGCGUCAUGAUUCUCAUCACGGUGGCCACGUUCCUCGACAACAGCGUGGUGGUCGCUUCCAUCAUCAUCCACAAGUCGCUGAGGACAAAGACAAAUGGAUUAGUCGUGUCCCUAGCGAUAGCGGAUCUGUGCAUCGCGCUGGGACCGAUGCCUCUGAGUAUAUUUCUCACGUGGAUUGACAAGGACUACAAAGUGGGGACCACCGUUUGUCUCAUCAUGGCCUCAUUGGACAACUAUCUGUGCUCCGUGUCCAUUCUGCAGUUGUCGUUCCUAGCUCUGGACAGAUACAUCUCCAUCACGAAACCCUUCCUGUACGAGAGGAUAGGGAAUCGGGCAAUCUUCUUGAUGGUUCUGGUGUGCUGGAUUUUCCCAAUUUUUCUGUCCUUUCUUCCCAUUCUGACCAAGUGGUACCGCGUGGACCUGGAGGAGUGGCACGCCUGCGUGAAGCCGUCUUCCCAUGCGAUGGGCCACUGUCCCUUCUUCGCCAACAAGACCUAUAGUCUGAUCGUCUUUGUCUUCUUCGUCGCGUCGCUCCUCGUCAUGCUGUUCUGUUAUUCCAUCAUCUUUAAAGUGGCCAGGAAGCAGGCCUCGCAGAUACGGAGUCUGACCGUCGUGGUGGACAAAAGGGCUGAGAAGCACCUGAAGCAGGAGCUGAAGGCCGCCAAAUCGAUCGGAAUCCUCGUCGUGACCUUCUCCGUGUGCUGGAUUCCGUCCGUGAUCGUCACGCUGGUCAAUCCUUUCAUCGGCUACACCGUCUCGGACGUCGUGUACGGCACGACGCUGUGGCUGGCGUACACCAACUCCAUGCUCAAUCCGCUCCUCUACUACCUGUCGCACAGGCCGUUCAAAAAAGCGGUCAGGAAAACUCUGCGUCUGUGGAAGGAGAAGAACAGUGUUUUAUUCAACAACAAUCAGGCCAUAGAGCCAGUUUCACAGAAUAAUUGUCAAGACACGCCAUUGUGA
Molecule: messenger RNA, 1089 nt
Organism: Gigantopelta aegis
Lineage: Eukaryota; Metazoa; Mollusca; Gastropoda; Neomphalida; Peltospiridae
Product: trace amine-associated receptor 1-like
Exons: 1
Coding region: 1-1089 (362 amino acids)
Biological process (GO): adenylate cyclase-activating adrenergic receptor signaling pathway
Cellular component (GO): membrane
Molecular function (GO): G protein-coupled receptor activity
Source: RefSeq, a predicted model, not a curated record